AUUCCCCUUUAGAUCUCAUACCAAUCAAAAUCAAAAUUAAAAAUAAAAUUAACAUCACCAUGUAUAUGGAAUAAGUAUAAACAUUAAUGAAAUGCCAGAGGCAAGAUACCUGUUGUUAAAUUACACCCUAUUCAUUAAUUUAAAACAUCUAAAUGAGAUAGUAUUACAAUGUAUAUGAAAUCUAUGUUUAUAUGUGUUAACGGGUCCAAUUCAUACCAGCCUUGAAUGAAAUAAAAAUGAAAGCAAUGUAUGUGAAAUGGUGGAAGAUCAUUCUCAUAGCGUCCAUGAUGCACCUUCUGUGGAUGAGAUUACGAUUGAUGUUAUCAGACAAUGAAUGUUCACCUGCCUACAGUGGUACACAAGAGGCAGAGCAAUUGAUGGACUCUUUAGCCCAUAACUUAAACCCUGCUAGUGAAAAUACAGGAAAAUCAGAGGCAACAUACGUCAUAGGAAUAUCCGUCAGCCAGCAACAUGGAGAUGAAUCCAUUAGGAAAACUCUCAGUUCACUAAUUGAAGGAUUGUCUGCAGAGGAACAAGCUGAAGUUAUCAUAAUUGUUGUAAUAGAUGGGCAAGCUAAAUUUGUUAAAACUUUACAUGAUGAUCUUGUAAUGACCUUUGAAGAUCCAAUAAAAUCCGGACUCCUAGAAAUUAAGCUGAUGCAGAAUAUCAUCAAUGGGAUUCAGCUUACAGGAGAUAUUAAGCAUAAAUCGAGAGAUAUCCUUCAAGAGAUAAUAAUGAUGACAUUUGCACAUACCAGAGGAAAAUAUUAUCUAAAACUCAGUGAUAAUGUACUGGCAUCCCGAAACUUUAUAGGAAACAUAUCAAAGUUUAUUUUUGAGGUCAAUACCAAUUUGUGGAUCAAUCUGAAAUUCUCAAGUGUUGGUCUAAUUGGUAACCUUUAUAAGACUCACGACUUGUCAUCAAUCAUAAAAAAUCUUGUUUCAACUCCCACUGUGCUCGUUGCUUCACUAGAGGGACUUUUACAGCACUAUACCGACAAACGACAUCCCCGUUGCCUAUCAGAGACUCCCUUGGGGUCUCAUUGUUUACAGGAACUGGGAUUUUCUUCAAUCUCACACUAUCCCGCCUUAUUCAACCCAAUUGAAACAUUGAAUGGUAAACUAAUAAAGACCGAACAUAACUUUCCAAUAGCGAAUGAAAAUUGGCCUUGGAUGAAUGUUCCUGUUUAUAUCAAUCCUCCAGCUGUGAUAAAGACCAGUAUGAGAGCCUAUAAGGAUCAUACCUUAGAAGCAACUUACAUAAACGCUGGAUAUUUCCAUGCCUUUCACCCACAACAAGGUGACUUUAUUGAAUUUAUAUUCAAAACACCAGUUAUUUUUGAGGAAUAUUUCCUCCGGUGUGAACAUUACAAAUAUCCUAGGGACAUUUUUAAACAGGAUACCUAUGUGGAUGUGCAACUGCCAUUACAUCUUAAUCAAGUCAAUAAAAAGACAAACUCAAUCAAUAAAAUGUUGCCCUUAAAAGACAAUUAUUUCCAAAUUGGGCAAUUUAACAGUCGUGGUAUUGCUGAGGGUUCUCUAGGUAGUCGUAUUGGGAAAAUUAAAGCUGUACGGAUUCGAGUAAUUACUAAACAUGACGUCAUGGUUGUGCUCAGAGAAAUUGUUUUUAAAAUUCAGUUAGUUCCUGACUCUGCUAGGCCAUGUUGUGAACCAUAUUGGCCAUCAUAACUCAUUAAUAUCAAUGUUUCCACUGUGUCACUGUGAAUCAUAUUGGCCUCACUCAAUUGUGUCAAUGCCAACCAUAUUGGCCUAAUACUCAAUAUUGUGUCAGUGUCAACCAUACUGGCCUUACUCAAUUGUGUCAGUGUCAACCAUAUUGGCCUUACUCAAUUGUGUCAGUGUCAACUAUUUUGGCCUUACUCAAUUGUGUGUGUCAACCAUACUGGCCUUACUCAAUAUUGUGUCAGCGUCAACCAUACUGGCCUUACUCAAUUGUGUCAGUGUCAACCAUAUUGGCCUUACUCAAUUGUGUCAGUCUCAACCAUAUUGGCCUUACUCAAUUGUGUCAGUCUCAACCAUAUUGGCCUUACUCAAUUGUGUCAGUGUCAACCAUACUGGCCUUCCUCAAUUGUGUCAGUGUCAACCAUAUUGGCCUUACUCAAUUGUGUCAGUGUCAACCAUACUGGCCUUACUCAAUUGUGUCAGUCUCAACCAUAUGUACCUUACUCAAUUGUGUCAGUGUCAAGCAUAUUGGCCUUACUCAAUUGUGUCAGUGUCAACAAUUUUGACCUUACUCAAUUGUGUGUGUCAACCAUACUGGCCUUACUCAAUAUUGUGUCAGCGUCAACCAUACUGGCCUUACUCAAUAUUGUGUCAGCGUCAACCAUACUGGCCUUACUUAAUCGUGUCAGUGUCAACCAUAUUGGCCUUACUCAAUUGUGUCAGUGUCAACCAUACUGGCCUUACUUAAUAUUGUGUCAAUGUCAACCAUAUUGGCCUUACUCAUUUGUGUCAGUGUCAACCAUAUUGGCCUUACUCAGUUGUGUUAGUGGAAACCUUAUUGGCCUUACUCAAUUGUGUCAGUCUCAACCAUAUUGGCCUUACUCAAUUGUGUCAGUGUAAACCUUAUUGGCCUUACUCAAUAUUGUGUCAUUGUCAACCAUAUUGGCCUUACUCAAUUUUGUCAGUGUCAACCAUAUUGGCCUUACUGAAUAGUGGCCUUUCCUUAUUCAUGUAAUGUGAACCACAAUGGCCCAACUCUUUUGCA
Messenger RNA from Owenia fusiformis, 2727 nucleotides. The record is from the annotation of a GenBank genome assembly. Lineage: Eukaryota; Metazoa; Annelida; Polychaeta; Sabellida; Oweniidae.